This is a messenger RNA of Haliotis rubra (blacklip abalone), 507 nucleotides long. Its product is annotated as potassium voltage-gated channel subfamily C member 1-like. The record is from RefSeq and is a predicted model, not a curated record. Gene Ontology annotation, molecular function: delayed rectifier potassium channel activity. The transcript has a single exon. Bases 1 to 507 code for a protein of 168 amino acids. Gene Ontology annotation, cellular component: membrane; voltage-gated potassium channel complex. Gene Ontology annotation, biological process: potassium ion transmembrane transport. Lineage: Eukaryota; Metazoa; Mollusca; Gastropoda; Lepetellida; Haliotidae.
AUGGCUGUAAAUAUUACACCCCCUAUCCCAACUUUUGGCACAGACGAUGAUGAUGAAGAAGAGGAACUGGAUAUCGAUACAAACUCACUGUACGCACGGCGAUAUUUUUUGACGUACAUGGAGUAUGCCACGAUAGUCUUCUUUACUCUGGAGGCAAUUUUCCGGAUCAUUUUCUGUCCUAAUAAGUUACGCUUUUGUCGGAGUUUUCUGAACAUAAUGGAUAUCGUUAGCUUGGGGGCAAUGUACGCAACGACCUUAGUUGAGUAUCUGCUCCCAGAAGAGCGUUUCAAGACCUCGAUUCUGGAUUACGUGGAAAUUCUGCAGAUUCUGCGAGUUUUCCGGGUAUUCCGGAUCGUGAAGGACGUGAUCGGGUUCCGGGUCCUAGUGUAUUCCCUACAUUCCAGCAUCCGGGAAAUACUUCUUCUCCUCCUGUACCUCUCCAUCGGAACCGUCCUUUUCGCCAGCAUCAUGUACUUCCUGGAGAGAGAACAUGCGCAGUAUCCCUGA